This is a messenger RNA of Rhagoletis zephyria (snowberry fruit fly), 816 nucleotides long. RefSeq lists its product as uncharacterized. Gene Ontology annotation, biological process: DNA integration. The record is from RefSeq and is a predicted model, not a curated record. Lineage: Eukaryota; Metazoa; Arthropoda; Insecta; Diptera; Tephritidae. Gene Ontology annotation, molecular function: nucleic acid binding.
AUGAUACUCGUAUUCCAUGACAAAUUCUCUAAAUUGCUGGAGAUUGUACCACUCCGGAGAGUGACGACAGAGGGCCUGAGUAAGUCUUUCCGGGAGCGAAUCCUCGCGCGAUUCGGCGUUCCGAAAGUUCUGGUGACGGAUAACGGACCGCAAUUCACCAGUCGAGCGUUCAAGCGGUUCCUCGAGCAAUAUGGGGUAAAGCACCAAUUCACUGCUCCUUAUACCCCGCAAGAAAACCCGACAGAGGGAACGAACCGGAUCAUAACACAAUUAACAGACGAGCAACAACGGAACUGGGACGGCCUGCUACCAGAAAUUAUGCUAGUACUGAAUACUAGCGUCUGCGAAUCCACCGGCUACAUCCCGGCAUUCCUAACACAAGGACGCGAGCCGAGACUCCCAAGGGCAGUCUACGAUGAGACCACGUUCGGCACAGGGCAGAACUCAACGACGCCAAACGAGAAGGCCACAUCACUAAAGGAAGUAUUCAGUCUGGUGCGCCAAAACCAACAGCGGGCAUCUGCGGAACAGGCACGGCACUAUAACCUACGGAGGAGGCAAUGGAGACCAGCUAUAGAAGAUCUGGUGCUACUGAGGGAGCACCUACAAUCGAAAGCAGUAACAAACUUUGCGGCGAAGUUGGCCCCGAAUUAUAGUGGAGGUGGAAAGACACGGAAAGACGAGGACAGCCCACAUAAGCGAAAUAAGGGUUUUUACGAGAGGCGAGACGAACUUCCCGGAAGCAGCAAACAAACAACCCCCCGCGAAAAUACGAAGAACCGAAACAAAGAUACAGAGGCAAAGAAGGAAAUAUAA